CGCAGAUGCGGGCGUUUUGUAUUGGUUAACCCUUCCCUCCCGUUAAAAAAAAAAAGAAGACACAUAACCGCAAUGUCGUCCACGACGCAAGACCGGGUCACCCAAGUAAAUCAGCUCUACGACACCGUCCUUAUUUUGGACUUUGGAUCCCAAUACUCGCACUUGAUCACUCGACGCAUUCGUGAAUUGGGCGUCUACUGUGAAUUGUUACCAUGCACGCAAAAGUUGGCUGAUUUGCACUUUAAGCCCAAGGGUAUCAUUUUGUCUGGCUCUCCUUACUCGGUUUAUGACCAGGAUGCGCCUCGUGUCGACCCUGCCGUGUUUGAUGCCGGUGUGCCUAUCCUCGGUAUUUGCUAUGGCUUGCAAGAAAUGACUACCCAGAUGGGCGGCUCGGUCGUGCCUUGCGAUCAUCGUGAGUAUGGCCAUGCUAUGCUCACUGUCGCCAAACAUCCCGAUCAUCCCUUCAUUGAUAAGCUCUUUGAUGGUUUAUCGGGUGAUAUUCAGGUCUGGAUGAGUCACGGUGAUCAAGUGUCUGCCGCUGCUCCCGGCUUCACUGUCAUUGCCAACACCCGCACUGCUCCCUACGCUGCCGUCGCCCAUACCGAAAAGCCAUUCUUUGGUAUCCAAUUCCAUCCCGAAGUUACCCACACCGUCGAUGGCCAAGCCCUGUUAAAGAACUUUGUCAUUGGCAUCUGUCAAUGUGCAACCUCAUGGACCAUGGAAUCGUUUGUGGACAAGGAAGUCGAGCGUAUCCGUAACAUUGUGGGCCCCACUGGCCGCGUCGUCGGUGCCGUUUCCGGCGGUGUUGACUCGACUGUGGCCGCCAAGUUGAUGCACGAAGCCAUUGGCGACCGCUUCCAUGCCAUUCUCGUCGACAACGGUGUCAUGCGCUUGAACGAAUGCCAGAACGUCAAGAAAAUGCUGGGUGAAAAGAUGGGUAUCAACAUCAAGGUCAGCGACGCAUCUGACUUGUUCUUGGGUCGCUUGAAGGGUGUGACCGAUCCGGAACGCAAGCGCAAGAUCAUCGGCAACACGUUCAUUGAAGUCUUUGAGGCCGAGGCUGCAUUGAUUGACAAGGAAUGUGGUGGUGAGAUCGAGUAUUUGUUGCAGGGCACGCUUUACCCGGAUGUCAUUGAAUCCAUCUCGUUCAAGGGCCCCUCGGCUACCAUCAAGACGCACCACAAUGUCGGCGGUCUGUUGGAGGACAUGAAGCUCAAGUUGAUUGAACCGCUUCGUGAAUUGUUCAAGGAUGAAGUUCGUGCGCUGGGCGGUAUCCUCGGUUUGGAUGACGAGCUUGUCUGGCGCCAUCCUUUCCCUGGACCUGGUAUUGCUAUCCGUAUCUUGGGCGAAGUCACAAGGGAACAGGUUGAAAUCGCUCGUUUGGCCGAUAACAUUUACAUUGAGGAAAUCAAAAAGAACGGCUUCUACCGCCAGAUCUCGCAGGCUUAUGCCGCCUUGUUGCCUGUCAAGGCUGUCGGUGUCAUGGGCGACAAGCGUACCUAUGAACAAGUCAUUGCUCUCCGUGCUGUCGAGACCAAGGAUUUCAUGACUGCCGAUAUCUGCUCUGGUGCCGAAUGGUUCGUCUGCUUGAAGCGCAUCAGCUCAAGAAUCAUCAACGAAGUCAAGGGCGUCAACCGUGUCGUCUAUGAUAUCAGCUCCAAGCCCCCAGCCACCAUCGAAUGGGAGUAAAGUGUAACUCAUUUAAAAAGCAACAACCACGUUUAGUUAUAUAGCAUUUUGUAUACUUCAUCCUUUUCUUUCAUGAUUUCCUCUUUUGUUUCUUUAGCAUUUUUAAAAAUAUAUAAUACAAUGUAUGUGUUCCAAUGAAUCUAUUAUAUUUUAUAU
Messenger RNA from Zychaea mexicana, 1845 nucleotides. RefSeq lists its product as uncharacterized. Gene Ontology annotation, molecular function: GMP synthase activity; GMP synthase (glutamine-hydrolyzing) activity; ATP binding. Bases 73 to 1689 code for a protein of 538 amino acids. The transcript is spliced from 3 exons. The record is from RefSeq and is a predicted model, not a curated record. Gene Ontology annotation, cellular component: cytosol. Gene Ontology annotation, biological process: GMP biosynthetic process. Lineage: Eukaryota; Fungi; Mucoromycota; Mucoromycetes; Mucorales; Lichtheimiaceae.